Messenger RNA from Hemibagrus wyckioides, 3419 nucleotides. RefSeq names its product RAS-like, family 12 (gene rasl12). The transcript is spliced from 5 exons. NCBI's taxonomy places the organism in Eukaryota, Metazoa, Chordata, Actinopteri, Siluriformes, Bagridae. Gene Ontology annotation, molecular function: GTP binding; GTPase activity. The coding region runs from base 389 to 1156 and encodes 255 amino acids. The record is from RefSeq and is a predicted model, not a curated record.
AGCAGUGACCCCAGAUUGCUUUUCCUUUCGGAGGUGCGGUUUCCAGAUGGUCAAGAACAGGCAGACUCCAGCCUACACACACCAACGCAGCUGAACUUUUAAGUGGUGCCUUUUUCAGACUCUCCAGCUCUCAGCCUUGCCAAAUACGAUUCAUUUCAACAACAAGCCUUUUCCAACUAAAUCUACACACCUCAAAGGAACGCUGAGUUUAAGAGAUGUCACCCGCUGGAAAAGCAUAAGAGGAUGCAGCUGUUUUUCCAGAGGAGCGUCUCAGAAGAUCUUAAGGAGAGCAUUCAGUAGCUGACAAGGAGCUGAGAGAGCAUGUAGGCUGUCAUUUUUAGAAGGAACCAAGGCUUUUUCCAAUGCAUCAUUGCUUGUCUUGCUCAGGAUGUCUAUCAUGUUUGGGAAAGCAAGGACGUGCAGCAUUGUUCCUGAACACGAACCUGCAGAGUGCAAUAUUGUAGUUCUGGGAGCGAUGGGCUCAGGCAAAUCAGCUCUCACUGUGAAGUUCCUCACGAAGCGUUUUAUUAGUGAAUACGACCCAAACCUCGAAGACACUUAUUCCUCAGAGGAAAUAGUGGACCAGCAACCAGUUCUCGUCAAAGUAAUGGACACAGCGGACCAGGAUGGUCCAGUGAACUGUGAUCGCUACUUGGCCUGGGCCAGUGCAUUUCUCAUUGUCUACAGCAUUGAUAACAGGCUCAGUUUCGAAGUAUGUCAACAGUAUGUGGAAGCCGUGACACUGUACACCAAAGGCCUGCAGCCUGAGGCUCCCAUCAUUUUAGUAGGCAACAAAGUGGACAUGGAGAGAUACAGACAAGUGAACAAGGCGGAUGGUGUGACCUUGGCUGCCCGUUUCGGUUGCUUGUUUUUCGAAGUGUCUGCCUGCUUGGACUUUGUGUCUGUGCAAAAUGUCUUCUACGAAGCCGUCCGGGAGGUGAGGCGUGAGGCAGAGAGGAGUCUUUCACUCCGGCCUCUUUACAUCAGUGAAGACAAAGCACCAAUCAGCCUCUCCUCUGCCUCGCUUCUCUCACCCUGCUAUAAGGAGCUGCCCACUCCGGCCACAGCCAAGCUGGUGACUGUAAAGUCCUCGAGGGCCCAGAGCAAGCGCAGAGCACCAACACUCACCCUACUCAAAGGCUUCAAGAUCUUUUGAUUCAACACUGCCCCCUUAUGGUAGGAGAUGCUGGGAGAUACAGACUCGAGGAUGCUUGUUGGAUGACAUGCUAAGAGGAUAACUUGAGAGCACAAAGCUUUUCCGUCAUAUACAGAGAGAGGCUUUAAAAACUGUGAUAUUGAACAACAUUAGGGUCAUUUCUAAUAAAUUUUAUGCUGUUUUACGGUUUAGGCACCAUAUUCUGAUUGCAUUAGCAUAGUAAAAUGCAUUAUUCAGUACAUUAUGCAAUAUAUAUUUAAUUUGAAAUGAAUGAUGGUACUUUGGCCUGAGGACGAAGAACUGUGUGAAAUGCAUUUUAUAUCACAAAUAUAAUGGUCAAGUGGUCAAGUGCUAAAUAUAAUGGUCAAGUCCAUGUGCAAUGGUAAAGUCCAUGUGCCUGAUUUGAUAAAUGCCAAAAAUCAGGAUAUUUUAUUUGUCAGGUCAGAUUUAAUAAUUGUAAAUUAGACAUGCUUGGCAUCUAACAUUUGCUUGGAGUCAAGAAAGCAUCCUGUAAGACAAGACAACCAAGCCACCAGUGUGUUAGCUAAGUAAACCCGAGAAGGAUUAAUCCCAAUUCAAUCCUGAGCUUGGGUUACUGUCUGUAUGGAGUUUCAUAUGUCCUCCUUAUGUCUGUGUUAAAUUCCUCUGCAUUCUUUUGUUUCUUUCCACCUUUGAUAUGAAGUGCUCGGUGAAUUGGUGACUGUAAAUCACCUCUAAGUGUGAAUGCUGUGCUGUAGUGGACAUGAUCAAGCCCAGUGUUCCCAGCACAGACUCUGGACCCAUGACCAUGACCAGAAUAAAGCAGUUACUGAAGAUAAAUGAAUGAAUGAAUGAAUGAAUUAAUUAAUUAAUUAAUGAAAAUUAUACCACCAUAUGGUAUAAAAAUGAUACCACCAUAUGGUAUAAUUUUGCUGAUUUUUAUAGAUUGUUUCAAGAAGGACUAGAUGUGUGCAAAGACAGGUAUCAACAAUGUGUCAUUAUAUACUUGUGGAAAAUAAUUAUAUUUUGCUCUGAAUAUCUCCAGUGCAAAUCUAAAAAAGAAAAACCUGAAAAGGUCUUGGCUGAUUGGCAUCCAGUUUUUAAUGCAACUAAUGGUAACCAUAAUAUCUUGAAAAGCUGCAUUUUAUUUGCACACAGUGUGUGUAAAUGAUUAACAUUCCCCUUUUUGCAGAUGGAUCAGAUGCAAAAGCACCUCUGUAUGGGUGAGGAAAUUAAAUAUAAGUCAAGCUUGUUUUUAUUGUUUCUUGUUUGUAUUUUUGUUACUCUGUUCAUUGAAAAGAGCAGUGUACAGUCUACAUUUCUAUCAUAGAUGGUCAGGACAUGACAGAUUUUAAUUCAUUUUAGAGUUUGACCUCAAAAGCUACUUCUCAUAUCUUGUAUCUAAAUUGUGUUCAUGAUUUAGUCAUCAGUCAGAUAUGAAAAUUUAUGAUACAUUUCAUUAUAUUUUAUAUUCAGUAUAAUACUUGCUACUGAUAUUGUCUCUAGUCUAUCAUAAAUCAUACCUAGAAUAUAAAGCAACUUAAAAGAUCUUUUCAAAAACACUGAAAUGUAUAUUGCAGAUCCUAUUGUGUAAAUACUCUUGAAGGCAAAAAGAGGAUAAAUCUUUCCUGUUAGAGCUAUAUUGCCAGAUCUGUGCAUUAAUCUAAAACAAAAAAAUAAUUUUACAGUUACUGUGGAUUCCAGUAAUUAAACGUGAUUUAUAGAUAAGCAGUAUUUUUUAAUUUUGGUAGGUUGACACACGUGUAUUUACAGGAUGGCAUUAAACCUCAUUUCAUUUUUUUUUCACAUCACAACAAAUAAUUCCCAGUAUCUCUCAUUCAUGGUUAGUAUAUCUUUGGACAUAUAUGCAUUAAUAUAUUGUCAAUGUCAGUCUCAGUGCUGAAAUAUUCCUCCAUGGCACAGUUUAGUGUUUUCACUGAUGCAUUUCAACAGAUUCAACUUGUUUAACUAACUCACCCCAAGCCCUGUUUUUCGGUCCACCGUUACCUUAAGCAAGCUAUUAGCACUUUAUCAACCAAGACUAACAUUUUGUCUUGAUAAAUUUAGAAAAAAGUGACCAUCAAAUACCUUCAACAUGACCUUGACAGUUUCAAAGCCAAGUUUUUAAAAAUUACUUGCAGAGUUAUGUCUUUAUGUAGAUCAACUGAACACAGUAAAGAAAUAAAGAAACCUAACUUAUGUUCGUUCUAACCACAGCACAUGCCAAAUUACUUUAUUCCUCUCAUCCCACAGAAAUUUGCCAAAUAUUAUGUUUGUUUUUGUA